Drosophila subobscura is the source of this 708-nucleotide messenger RNA. Its product is annotated as N-acetyllactosaminide beta-1,3-N-acetylglucosaminyltransferase 4-like. The transcript has a single exon. The record is from RefSeq and is a predicted model, not a curated record. NCBI's taxonomy places the organism in Eukaryota, Metazoa, Arthropoda, Insecta, Diptera, Drosophilidae. Gene Ontology annotation, molecular function: hexosyltransferase activity. Gene Ontology annotation, cellular component: membrane. Bases 1 to 708 code for a protein of 235 amino acids.
AUGUCCAUCCGACAGACCUGGAUGCACUUUGCAAGCAGGCGAGAUGUGGGCAUGGCCUUUGUCCUUGGACGCGCAGAGGAUUGGAAACUAAACAAGGCUCUCAAUGAGGAGAGUUAUUUGUAUGGCGAUAUGAUACGUGGACACUUCAUAGACUCGUACUUAAAUCUCACUCUAAAGACAAUAUCGUUGCUGGAAUGGGUAGAUGCGCACUGCCCUCAUGCGAAGUACAUCCUAAAGACCGACGACGAUAUGUUCAUCAAUGUUCCUAGACUGCUCGAAUUCAUAGACGGCCACAGCGAUAAGCGAACCAUUUAUGGUCGCGUGGUGGAGGGGCAGCAGCCUGAACGAAACUCUAUGCCAGAUCAUCAAUUUGAGGGCUUAGAGUUCCCAAAGUAUGCCACCGGAGGAGCAUACCUCCUCACCAGAGACAUUGUACAAGAGCUUUACAUGCAAUCGCUUAGUUCUUCUUACUUUCCACAGGAGGAUAUCUUUAUCACGGGCAUAAUGGCCGAGAGAUUGAAUAUUAGCAGGGUGCACGCUGCAAAAUUUCGCAAUGUUCGCAUCGCAUUAUUACCGUGCAGCGUCCGCAACGCGAUUAGCAUCCACGAAAUCCAGCCACACGAACAAUACGAGCUUUGGAGGCUACUUCUGACCCCUGCUAUCAAGUGUAAGAAAGUUUGGCAAGACGCAGACGCAGAGAAUGCCUAA